Amoebophrya sp. A25 is the source of this 1251-nucleotide messenger RNA. The record is from the annotation of a GenBank genome assembly. NCBI's taxonomy places the organism in Eukaryota, Dinophyceae, Syndiniales, Amoebophryaceae.
CAUACUCGUUUUCUGGUGGGCGACCACGGUCAGGAUGAUCACUUGAAUCCUGAGGCGACGCCUUGGCGGACUCCUGCUCAGAUGAUCGAUAGCGCGCACCAAGGGCGUGGUGGCUAUGGAACAGCAUCAUUUUUCAACCUGGGUCCUACCAGAGGCGGAUUAGAUUCCAGCAAGAUGAAUGCAUAUGGAACUUCAUCCGCCUACAACACAAACCUUUCUGCAGCUGGAAACACGAUGGCGCUUUCUUGUGGCUACAAUACGUUUUUCGACAUCGACGACUUCUCACCGAGUGGCGCGAUUACACCAGUGAAUUUUCCAAACGAACAUUUACCUAGGAGCCCUGACGAACCAGAUGGGGACGAUGAUGUAGUUCUUGAUGAAACUGGAAAGGAGGGAACUGAACACGAGAAUAUUAAGGACAAGACCAGAAAAGAUAAACCCGCUGCAGAACAACAGUCAAGAACUACAUCCUCGAUUCUGGGUCGUGGUGGAUAUACAAGUACCUUUUUCGUUCCGUCAACACACGAGGACGAACAACGAGGGACGAGCAACGCUUCCGGUGGCGUCGAUAGCUCAUGUGCUCACCUUUCUGCUGUACCCUCUAGUGCAACAACUCCAGCAGACCUAAUGUUCCCAUCAGGAGGUCGGUUUGCGGGACAAAGCGUAAGCCUUGUCUGGGACAUGGAUCCGGCUUACUGUAUUAACCGGUACCGCACUGCUAGAUUCCGACAGCGCUAUCCUGCCCACACAAAACUGAUCCAGACGCUUUUACAGACGACGCGUCCGGAGUUGCUAGAAACGGUUAGUACACGACGAGGAGGUCUUGAGGGUGCUGGUGGUAGUACUAGUAGGGGGAGUGGAAAAUAAACGAAAAAGGGGAAACGACGUAGUUGGGUCUUGAUAUCAGAAAAUUCAUGUCCCCGACAAACCUAAUGUCCCCUUUGAUCAUGAUGUACGAGUUGUAGUAUCCUUUGUUUUCCUUAGAACUCUUCAUAAUAUGAAACUGAUGAAGCUAGAAAUCGAUCCCUAUUCUUUAGUCUUGAGAAAUAUAAAUUGUCCUUCCUAUCGCAGUCGCAUCCAAUUGUAAAGGUUGCUACUCGAGGACAAGCAACAUGAAAAGACAACGCACUUUACCAAACGCAGCUUCAUCAAGUCUUUACCAUACCCUUUAGCAUGAACAAGACGAAGGAACCUGAGUAUUAGAGCCUCGUGAAUCUCCAUGUCAGAGACCUUCUAAAAGAAAAUGCUGCU